CUCGCGCCUCGCCGACAGACAUGAGCGCACGCGAGACCUUCACCUGAGCUAUCACAAGCCUCUCGACCAUCUGGGCGUUGCGCCCGUGCUCUCCCGCGCCUCUGGUCACCCGCCGCGUCGUCAUCAGGCAACCUCGACGACCGACCACCCUCGACAUCGACAACGACUCAAGGACCGGUGUACGUCUUCGGCAUGGACUUUGGGAGGUCCAACAAGCGUCCGGAGCAUGCCGGUGGCGCUGUGCGGGGCUUGGGAAACGGUGCCACAGGUCAACCAUCUUGCACCCGGCCGACCUCGACGAGAUCGCAGCGCUCGGUGCGACCUUUGGCUUGGGGGUGCUCACUUAUGUCAUGAUGCGUCCUCGUCUCGCUCGGCGGCGAGGUCGGGCAGGCCUGAGAAGGUCGACUUACUGACCUCCUCCUUCUCCCUCCCUCCCUCUCCUCGUCUACAGGCUGCUCCUGUCGUCUGGGCCAUCGAUCGCCCGCUUCCUCCUCCGCCUCGAGCGGCCCUGACCUCUCCCUUUCUUCCCACCAAGCCUGGCCCACUCGCCCGGGCAAAGUCCCGAUCAGCCUCUCUCUCUAGAUGUCUGCGAGGACGAGAAACGCGACUCGGCCUGUUCGUCUCCCUU
Messenger RNA from Rhodotorula graminis WP1, 628 nucleotides. RefSeq lists its product as uncharacterized. The transcript is spliced from 4 exons. The annotation marks the transcript as partial. The record is from RefSeq and is a predicted model, not a curated record. Lineage: Eukaryota; Fungi; Basidiomycota; Microbotryomycetes; Sporidiobolales; Sporidiobolaceae.